Molecule: messenger RNA, 2928 nt
Organism: Rhopalosiphum padi (bird cherry-oat aphid)
Lineage: Eukaryota; Metazoa; Arthropoda; Insecta; Hemiptera; Aphididae
Product: mucin-17-like
Exons: 2
Coding region: 1-2928 (975 amino acids)
Molecular function (GO): protein binding
Source: RefSeq, a predicted model, not a curated record
AUGUCAAGUGAAGAGCCAAAGUUUCCCUUUGUUUACGUAAAGUUACGUCUGGAAUCAAUAACUAAGUACACUGAAAAAGUGUACAUAGAUUUGCAAUCGCAUGUUAGUGUUUUAAGACGCAAGAUUUGUGAAAAGGAUAACACUCUAAACAAAGAUAAUUUUAUAAUGGUUUAUUGCGGAAAUGUUAUGGAAGACCCUGAUCUUAUUUCUAAGCAUAAUCUUUUUAACGGAGCUACAGUGCAUUUGUUCCAAAAAUUGAAGAUUGAAAAAACGCAACCCCCAAUAACUAUUGAUAUGAGCCAUGCAGGAUUGUUAAAAUUACAUCAUGCUUUUCGUUCAUUCUCGUUUAAUAUAUCGUUAAAAUCUGUACGAAUGGGUAUUGACAAGGAUCAAAUUAUAAAUGAUCUAAUCAUGAAAAUUCCUCAACUUAAUAAAGAUCCUGUAGCAGUUAGUCUUUUAAAACAUUCUGAUUUAUUAAUCAGACGCAAUGAUAUUAUCUCGUUGAAAAACACUGUGGAAGAGCAUCCCGCUUUGGCAUUAGCUGUAUUGGAAAUGUCUUCAAAUAAUAAUUUAGUUGCGCUGAACUGCUCGGUUGCCUCGGUACCCAUAUCUGCUGACACUGCUGGCACUGCGACGACCACACCUAUAUCUGCUGCCACUGCUUCGACCACACCUAUAUCUGCUGCCACUGCUUCGACCACACCUAUAUCUGCUGCCACUGCUUCGACCACACCUAUAUCUGCUGGCACUGCUUCAACCACACCUAUAUCUGCUGCCACUGCUUCGACCACACCUAUAUCUGCUGGCACUGCGACGUUAAUACCUAUAUCUGCUAACACUUUGACGAUCAUACCUAUAUCUGCUGCCACUGCUUCGACCACACCUAUAUCUGCUGCCACUGCUUCAACCACACCUAUAUCUGCUGCCACUGCUUCGACCACACCUAUAUCUGCUGGCACUGCGACGUUAAUACCUAUAUCUGCAAAAACUUUGACGAUCAUACCUAUAUCUGCUAACACUGCUGGCACUGCGAAGAUCAUACCUUUAUCUACUGACACUGCUUUGGCCAGACUCAUAUCUGCUGCCAUUGCUUCAACCACACCUAUAUCUGCUGCCACUGCUUCAACCACACCUAUAUCUGCUGCCACUGCUUCGACCACACCAAUAUCUGCUGGCACUGCGACGAGCAUACCUAUAUCUGCUAACACUGCUGGCACUGUGAAGAUCAUACCUUUAUCUGCUGACACUGCUUUGACCAGACUCAUAUCUGCUGCCAUUGCUUCAACCACACCUAUAUCUGCUGCCACUGCUUCGACCACACCUGUAUCUGCUGCCACUGCUUCAACCACACCUAUAUCUGCUGCCACUGCUUCAACCACACCUAUAUCUGAUGCCAAUGCUUCGACCACACCUAUAUCUGCUGGCACUGCGACGUUAAUACCUAUAUCUGCAAAAACUUUGACGACCAUACCUAUAUCUGCUAACACUGCUGGCACUGCGACGAUCAUACCUAUAUCUGCUAACACUUUGACGAUCAUACCUAUAUCUGCCAACACUGCUGGCAUUGCGAAGAUCAUACCUUUAUCUGCUGACACUGCUUUGACCAGACUUAUAUCUGCUGCCAUUGCUUCAACCACACCUAUAUCUGCUGCCACUGCUUCGACCACACCUAUAUCUGCUGCCACUGCUUCGACCACACCUAUAUCUGCUGCCACUGCUUCGACCACACCUAUAUCUGCUGCCACUGCUUCGACCACACCUAUAUCUGCUGUCACUGCUUCGACCACACCUAUAUCUGCUGCCACUGCUUCGACCACACCUAAAUCUGCUGUCACUGCUUCGACCACACCUAUAUCUGCUGCCACCGCUUCGACCACAUCUAUAUCUGCUGCCACCGCUUCGACCACACCUAUAUCUGCUGUCACUGCUUCGACCACACCUAUAUCUGCUGUCACUGCUUCGACCACACCUAUAUCUGCUGCCACUGCUUCGACCACACCUAUAUCUGCUGCCACUGCUUCGACCACAUCUAUAUCUGCUGCCACUGAUUCGACCACAUCUAUAUCUGCUGCCACCGCUUCGACCACACCUAUAUCUGCUGUCACUGCUUCGACCACACCUAUAUCUGCUGCCACUGAUUCGACCACACCUAUAUCUGCUGCCACCGCUUCGACCACACCUAUAUCUGCUGUCACUGCUUCGACCACACCUAUAUCUGCUGUCACUGCUUCGACCACACCUAUAUCUGCUGCCACUGCUUCGACCACACCUAUAUCUGCUGCUACUGCUUCGACCACAUCUAUAUCUGCUGCCACUGAUUCGACCACAUCUAUAUCUGCUGCCACCGCUUCGACCACACCUAUAUCUGCUGUCACUGCUUCGACCACACCUAUAUCUGCUGCCACUGAUUCGACCACACCUAUAUCUGCUGGCACUUUUGGCACUGCUUCGAUCACACUUAUAUCUGCUGGCACUAAUAGACAACCAUUGAAAAGAGUCGUCAAAUUUAACAUUUCACACGAAGAGUUUGUAGCAGGUUUAGAAGGUAUAAGAACAUUAAGAACACCGCCAAGUACACUAGGUUUGCACCCCCUAGGUACGUCAACUGGAAAUACAAGAGUGUUAGGUAUAAGAACAGGAACAAUACAGCAAACACAGCUAAGUACUAGUGGUGCAAGUACAUCAACUGGAAAUACAGGAAAUGUGCCGAUGACUAUGCCUCCUAAUACUAUACAAUGUCAACCAACUACACCCGCAGUUGAUUAUUCACGUCAAUUAGGAAUAAUGAGAAAAAUGGGUCUGUGCAAUGAGUCUUUAAAUCUACAAGCAUUGAAACUAGGGAACGGUAACUUGGAGAAUGCUAUUGGAUUAGCAUUAAGUGGUUUUAAAAAUUUAGAAAAAUUUGUAAAGGUAGAAAUUAAUCAAUAA